Molecule: messenger RNA, 2989 nt
Organism: Vespa velutina
Lineage: Eukaryota; Metazoa; Arthropoda; Insecta; Hymenoptera; Vespidae
Product: zinc finger protein ZFP2-like
Exons: 9
Coding region: 270-1898 (542 amino acids)
Biological process (GO): regulation of transcription by RNA polymerase II
Cellular component (GO): nucleus
Molecular function (GO): zinc ion binding; RNA polymerase II cis-regulatory region sequence-specific DNA binding; DNA-binding transcription factor activity
Source: RefSeq, a predicted model, not a curated record
UGCAAUAAUCGAUUAUAUAUCAUGGCGAUAUGUAUUUGAAGGUUUCAUAACCUCUUUUUAAGGAUUGUAGGAAAUUUAAGAUUGAAAACAAAUGUUUUUGAUCUGUAUUAAUGUUUCAUUUGCAACGUUAUAAUAGUUAACUCUAAUCUAGAAAUAUUAUAAUAUAAUAUUCUCUUUUUCUCUCACACAGAAUUUAUUUUAAACGUAGCAUAUAUUUAUAAUAUUAAAAGAAUAUUCAUGUAAUCUUUAUUAAGAUCUUUUAUACAAGGAUGUCUGUAAAUAUACGGUGUCGAUUAUGCGGUGUAAAAUGUCAGGAAUAUUUAAAUAUAUCUGAUAAAGAAGAAAUCUAUGUUAAAAUAUCUUGUUGUUUACAAAUUACGAUUUCGAAAGAAGAUGUUCUUCCUAAAAUUAUUUGUUGUGCUUGUAGUUCUAAUUUAGAAUUGUCAUACGAUUUCUUUACAAAAUCUCAGAUGGCUCAAUUGUUUCUGAAUGAACUAUAUGGAUCAAUAACUAAUGAAAAACAAACUACCAUUGAACAUACUGAUAAUGAAACUCAAAAUCUCAAAACAAUCACUAAGGAAUCUAUAGACUGUAACAAGAUAUGUGUUUCACAGGAAUUAUUGAUUCAUGAUGACAAAUCUAAUGUAAAUGAAAAAACUAAGAAACAUGACACAAAAGAUCAACUGUCUACUUUACACUCUAAUCCAAAAAAAAAGAAAAGUGAAAAAUUAGUGGUAAGGCAAAAAAAAACAGACGAAUUAGUACAGAUAACAGAAACUCAAGAAGAAAAUACUAUUAUUACUUCUAAUAUAGAGAAAAAUACCAGAGAAAAUAAAUUAAAAAUAAGGAAAUUUAAUGAAGUUAAUAAAGCAGCAACAACCUCUACUGAUAAAUUAACAUAUACAACUUCUGUAUACAACUUUUGCCUCCCUGAUGUAAUUCAAGAAUAUCAAUGGACAUGUGCAAUAUGUGAGGACUUUAAUGUUAACAACUUUCCGGAAUUAUAUCAACAUUACAAAGCAUUGCAUAAUCGAGAGCCUUCUUUUAAAUGUAAUAUAUGUGAUAAAGUCUAUGAAGUAUAUGCAAGCUUUAUAAAACAUUUAAAACUACAUCGGGAUUUUAAUCAAUAUAAAUGCACUACUUGUAAUAAAACAUUUUCACAAAAGGGAAUAUUACUUUCUCAUCAAACCGUACAUUCCAACGAAAGGCCUCAUACAUGUUGCAAGUGUGGAAAAUCAUUUAAGAAAUAUAGCUCAUUACAAACACAUAAUAAAUUACAUCUCCCCGAUGACAUGAAGGAGAAAUUUAUAUGUGAAUUUUGUAAAAAGCAGUUUUCUACUAAACACACCUUAAUAAUGCACCGCAGACUUCAUACUGGAGAACGUAAUUUUAUGUGUGAUAUUUGUGGUAAAUCUUUUACUACAAAAGGUUCUUUGGUAUAUCAUAUCGCAGGUCAUGCAGAAGAUAAGAAUUUUAAAUGUAAAGAAUGUAAUAAGUGUUUUAAAACAGCCAGAGUUUUAAAUAACCAUGUGAUAUUACAUUCUGCAAUAAAACCAUAUCAGUGUGAUGUUUGUGGUAAGCAAUUUCAUGUACGUCGUCGCUUACAAGAUCAUCAUAGAAUUCAUACAGGAGAUAUGCCAUAUAAAUGUGAAUUUUGUGAGAAAUCUUUCCGGUUUUCUGGAAUUUUGACAAUACAUAGGAGACAACAUACAGGUGAAAGACCAUAUAUUUGUACAGACUGUUUACGUUCUUUCACUAAUUGGUCUAAUUACAAUAAACACAUGAAGCGUAUACAUCAUACUGGUGCUACUAAUACGGAAAAAAAUAAUAAAUAUAAGAAAAAGACAAAUGGUAUUGAAAUUAAAGCAGCUAACACAGAAAGUAAUAUUAAUAAAUGAGUUAUAAAGAUAUGUUUAUUAUUUUUGAAUUAUUAUUAACUUUUAUCGUUUUUAAAACGAUUCUCGUUUUAUCAAUUUCAUAUUAGCGUAAUGUUAUUUUCUAUUUUCAAGAAUAGAUUAUGGAAUUAAAAGAAAAGUAUAUUAAAUUUGUUUUCAAGUUUAUUAAUAAAAAUACAUUCGCAAUUUAUUUACAUAAAGAUUUUUUCGGAAAAAAUCAUUAAGCGAUGCAAAAAACUGAUAUGUUUUUAAAGAAAAACAAAAAGCAAUUUUCGUAUUUUAAUUUCAUAGAAUGUUAACAUUGUUAUUAAUAUCCAAUAUUUACUUUGUAAAAAGCUAAAUCAAAGAUUUAGAUAUAAAAAAUUUAUUGUUUAAGAAAAUCAUCACUAUCCAAUGAAAAAUAACGCAAUAAGUGUAGCUUUAUAUAAUUUUUAAAUGGUCUUAUUUAAUUAAAUUGAUAGGUAGAUGAAUUUUUUAUAUAAAGUAAAAAUGACUUUUGUAGCUACAUUACAUGAAAUCUAUUAUGAAAUUUUUACAUCAUCAUCUAAUAACAGGCAUAUUUAUGGAACCAACUACUAAUACUGUGUUAGAAAUUUUUUAUACUAUAAUAUAAUAUUUUAUAUUAUAUUAAACUAAUGUUUUUGCAAUACUCUUAUUUUUAUAUAUCUAACAUUUUUUAUUCUUGUUUGCAAGAAUUGUUUUCUUCAUAAAUUUAUGUGUUUGUACAAAACUGUGUAUAUAUAAAAAUGUGAUGUUUUCUACAUCUUAUUAUAUUAUUUUCAUUUAUCAUGAAUUCAACAUAUUGAUAAAUUCGUUUAUAAAACUAAUAAAGUAAAUUAGAUUAAAUUAGAUUAUUUUUCAUAUCUUUAGUAUCCUUCAUGUUAAAUAUCUGAGUGUAAAAGUAUACAUUACUAUUUUAUAGUUUAUAUAACAUAAUUACAUUAUCACAAAAAGUGUACUGUACAUUGCUUUACAUAUAAUACAUACCAAUUUAUUUAUACAUAUGUUCUAUAGAAUAAUAUAUUUAAUAAUUACAUUAAUUGUGUGAAAUUCUAUAAAAAGAUAGCUUAUUGUCAUAAAUGUUUAGUUAAAAA